CCCUCCCCCCGGAGAGAGACUUAAAGGGCCGGCUCUCUUGGCGGUCGCGGGAUGCCCCCGCGCUGACCGCCGUGGGCCCGAGCCCGCCCGCGUAGACGCGCCUGGGCCGACCCCGUGCCACCAUGUAAAACGGCGCCGCAGGCGGACGCUGGCUUCUCCGCCUGGGACCCCUCCGCCCAGCCCCGGGCUACAGGGCCCUCGAUGAGGACACACCAUGCUCACCGGGGUGACCGACGGGAUCUUCUGCUGCCUGCUAGGCGCGCCGCCCAACGCUGUGGGGCCGCUGGAGAGCGUCGAGUCCAGUGAUGGCUACACCUUUGUGGAGGUCAAGCCUGGUCGGGUCCUGCGGGUGAAGCAUGCUGGGCCUGCUCCAGCCCCCAACCCACCUCCACCACCGCCAGAUGCUGCCCAGGGGGACCGGUCUGGCUUGGUCCGCUGCCAGCGCCGAAUUACCGUGUACCGCAAUGGGCGGUUACUGGUGGAGAACCUGGGCCGGGCACCUCGAGCUGACCUCCUGCACGGGCAGAAUGGCUCCGGGGAGCCGCCAGCCGCCCUAGAAGUGGAGCUGGCCGACCCAGCGGGCAGCGAUGGCCGCUCGGGCUCAGGCAGUGCCGGGAGUGGCAGUGGCGGUCGCCGUCGGAGGGCCCGGCGCCCCAAGCGCACCAUCCACAUUGACUGUGAGAAGCGCAUCACAAGCUGCAAAGGUGCCCAGGCCGACGUGGUGCUCUUUUUCAUCCACGGUGUUGGCGGCUCCCUGGCCAUCUGGAAGGAGCAGCUGGACUUCUUUGUGCGCCUGGGCUAUGAGGUGGUGGCACCCGAUCUGGCAGGUCACGGGGCCAGCUCGGCACCCCAGGUGGCCGCAGCCUACACCUUCUAUGCGCUGGCGGAGGACAUGCGUGCCAUCUUCAAGCGUUAUGCCAAGAAGCGAAACGUGCUCAUCGGGCAUUCCUACGGCGUCUCCUUCUGCACGUUCCUGGCACACGAGUACCCAGACCUGGUGCACAAGGUGAUCAUGAUCAACGGCGGGGGCCCCACGGCACUGGAACCCAGCUUCUGUUCCAUCUUCAACAUGCCCACAUGCGUCCUGCACUGCCUGUCGCCCUGCCUGGCUUGGAGCUUUCUCAAGGCUGGCUUCGCCCGCCAAGGAGCCAAAGAGAAGCAGCUACUGAAGGAGGGCAAUGCGUUCAACGUGUCGUCCUUCGUCCUGCGAGCCAUGAUGAGCGGCCAGUACUGGCCUGAAGGUGAUGAGGUCUACCACGCUGAGCUCACGGUGCCCGUCCUGCUCGUUCAUGGCAUGCACGACAAGUUUGUGCCGGUGGAGGAAGACCAGCGCAUGGCCGAGAUCCUGCUGCUGGCCUUCCUGAAGCUCAUUGAUGAAGGCAGCCACAUGGUGAUGCUGGAGUGUCCCGAGACGGUCAACACGCUGCUCCAUGAAUUCCUGCUCUGGGAGCCCGAGCCCUCGCCAAAGGCCCUGCCCAAGCCCCUGCCCGCGCCGCCAGAAGAGAAGAAGUAGCCGCUGGGCCGGCCGGGCAUCGCUUGGUAAGCCGAGGAGCAGCUGGAGGAAGCCAGGAGCCGCCCCACGUCCGCAGCGCGGACCACCUGGGCGGGCUGUUCGCUCCGGUGGGCGGAGUCAGGUCAGAGAGACGCCCCCAGGCCAGCUGGGUAGGGCGUGGCAUUCUCGGGAGCCAAGUGGAUACACCGCUCUCCGCUUCCAUCCUGCCGGACCCAUCGGUGUUUUGGGGCCGGAGCCGGAACCCCCGUGGAGGAUAACCUUGUACAGAAGCCCCUGCCCCUCAACGCCACGGCCGAGGCAGGCCCCCCACCCCGCUCUCUGUCUUCCGUGUCAGCCGUGCUUGAUCCCGGGACCCUCGGGGCCCCGCCUCAUUGCCCGAGACCCUCCCCACCCCCCAUUUCUUGGCGCUGGGAGCUAUUGUUGCCCAAGUCGGGGGGAGGGAUUGAGGGGCUGGCGCCACCGAACCUGCACAUCUCAACUUGUAACUCAAUAAAAAGAAGUGACAAUCU
This is a messenger RNA of Ailuropoda melanoleuca (giant panda), 2022 nucleotides long. RefSeq names its product abhydrolase domain containing 8 (gene ABHD8). Gene Ontology annotation, biological process: phosphatidic acid biosynthetic process; lipid homeostasis. Gene Ontology annotation, molecular function: lysophosphatidic acid acyltransferase activity; carboxylic ester hydrolase activity. The record is from RefSeq and is a predicted model, not a curated record. Gene Ontology annotation, cellular component: mitochondrion. The transcript is spliced from 5 exons. Bases 215 to 1513 code for a protein of 432 amino acids. NCBI's taxonomy places the organism in Eukaryota, Metazoa, Chordata, Mammalia, Carnivora, Ursidae.